Carya illinoinensis is the source of this 758-nucleotide messenger RNA. RefSeq names its product EG45-like domain containing protein. The coding region runs from base 127 to 561 and encodes 144 amino acids. The record is from RefSeq and is a predicted model, not a curated record. NCBI's taxonomy places the organism in Eukaryota, Viridiplantae, Streptophyta, Magnoliopsida, Fagales, Juglandaceae. The transcript is spliced from 3 exons. Gene Ontology annotation, biological process: systemic acquired resistance. Gene Ontology annotation, cellular component: cell wall; apoplast.
GCUCCUUCUCCUCCUAUAAAUUAGAGGCAAAUCUACUUGUCUGCAUCACAUAGUAAGUGUAAUAACAUCAUCAGAUAGUUUUUUCGGAGAGAAGUAAGAAAAAUAAACAAAAAGAAAAAAGAAAAAAUGAGAGCAUUGGGAGUGGUUAUUCUCGGUUUCAUCAUGCUGAUCAUAGCCAUAUGUCUCAUGCCAGAGGCAGCAAAUGCCGCACAGGGCACUGCUAUUUACUACGAUCCCCCUUAUAUUCGAGUUUUAACAAUUAAAAUCCAUUCGACAGCCUCAGCAUGCUAUGGAAGACAAAACCUUGGUGUGAUGGUAGCUGGAGCAAGUGAUCAGAUUUGGGGGAAUCGAGCAGCCUGUGGUAAAAAUUACAGAGUCACAUGCAUCGGAGGCGCAAACCUGGCGCCACAUCCUUGCAAGUCUGGCAACGUUGUGGUUAAAAUCGUAGAUCACUGUCCGUCACCGGGAUGCAAUGGAACCAUAAAUCUCUCUAGAGAUGCUUUCUCCAAAAUAGCUGAUCUUAAGGCCGGAAAAGUCAAAAUUGAGUAUACUCCGGCUUGAAGUUCUCUGGCCUAGAACAUGGUCUGCCUCCUAACAAGCUAGGGAUUUUUAAAAAUACUGAAAUGAGCAGCUAGCUCAUGGAUGAAACUUCUAUCUGCUCAAUGCAUGUCAACAUGAUGUAGAAAUCACUGUAUAUGCAAGCGAUACAUGUUCAGUGCUGCAAUAAAGAGAGGCCAUUAGUACUUUAGAAUCGAUCA